GCAAGGUUUGGCGUUCAGGGUCCGGAUACGGUCCCCUUUAUCAAGCUGAGGCCUUAACUGAGCCGAUUCCAGACAAAAUCAGUACUCUUCCCUGCUAGAGGGUUUCUUUGAGCACAACAGCCCCCUGGGCGAUGUCUUGAAGAUGAAGUCCCUGGAUAGAGCUGCCAAGGCUAAGGCUCUGGGGGAUGGGGGGGCGGUUUCCAAGUACUGUCUACUCCCUGGGGUCCUGGAUCCAGCCUGUCCCCCCAAGCCCUUGGGCGGUGUCCCAGGCAAAUCCCCUUCUCAGAACAAGGUCUCUGUGUCUGAAACUCCACCCCAGCGUGAAUAAAAUAAGGAGAAUUUCAGGCAUUCCCCUACCCCACCUCCACCCCAUGCUUAGUCAGGGGUCUCAAGACAUUGGUCUCCUAGGCCACCCCUUUUGUCCCUAGGGCUGCUCAGCGUCUAAGAGAGGCCCCACCCGGAGACAAUGCUCAGCUUUCCCUUGCCCCCCAGGCUCCAGGAUUCAGCCUGGGCUGGGGGCGGCUCCCCAGAGACGGGUGGAAACCUGUCUGUAGCCUCUGUGGUGACCAGCGGCUUUGUGUGGUUGUGUGUGUGUGUGUGUGUGUGUGUGUGUGUGUAAGGGUUGGGGAUGUGGCUAGAAGUGUGAUCUGGUGUUUGUGUGACUGUAGCUGUGUGUGUGCUUGCAUUACAGCUGGCAAGGAUGAGGUAUCCUGCGUUGUCUGCCUGCAUGCUUGUGGUUGGAUGUGGUGAUGUCUGGUGUGUGUGUGUGUGUGUGUGUGUGUGUGACCGUGGAUGUGAUGGCAGCCGUUCACUGUUCAGACUCCUGUACUUUUUAGACUGUGUUUAAAUAGAUAUGCAUAUGUCUUUUUGUGAGACCCUGUGUGUAUGUACCUUGGUAUGUGUCAACAUCUGUGUUGGGUUUGAGGUUGGACUUCUGUGUGGCUGACUGAAGAUGUGGGUGGAGCUGUAACUGUGUGUAAGUAGAAUUGUGACUCUGACCAUGUGUGACACAAUGUUGUGCUUAUGUCUGAUUUUUGUACUGUGUUCAUUGCGACUCUGGGUGUGCGACUGCCAUUGUAUUUGAAGUCACAUCGUGCCUGUGGGGCUGGACCUCUGGGAAGGCAGUGUAUAUGACGGUGGUUGUGUGUUCCUUGCCAUGUCUGUGUAUGUGACUGGGGUUGCAUAAGUGACUGUCCACCUAGCCGUGUGACACCGAGUGUGCACUACAGCCUCCUGUGUGUGAUUUGAGUUGCGAAUCUGACUUCUCUGAAACUCUAGUCUAUUACAAAAGAUUAAUUGUGUGGGACUCAAGCUGUGGAUGUUGCCUGUGUGCCAGGGGUGUGUAUGGGAUUGGCUUCUAUUUCCUCUGUGUGUAUGUGUGACCCACUUACCUGUUACCCUGGGUGACUCCAUGCUGGUGUCCUAGACUGUGAAAGUGUGUGUGCAUAUGUGCCUAUGUGAUCUGGUGAUGUCAUGACUGUGCACAUGGCCAUGUCUGGGACCAUAUUUUCCUCUAUAAGCAGUAUAAUGCUGUAAAUGCUGCGUGUGGGCCAUUCCGUUUAUGCGUAUACCCAACUGUGUACUUCUGGUGUGGGGAACUGAACGGUGUGUGUUAAGUGUCUAUGGGUGAGGUUUUGAGUAUUAGUGAGGCUGUGACUUUGUAUAUCUGUCCACGUGCCAUGCUAGUGACUGAUUACAUGUGGCCACAUUCUUGUCUAUGUGACGUGAAUCCUCAUGGAGACUGUUUAUCUGUGAUAGGGUGACGUGGUAGUGCUGUGUGUGGGACACCAACGUGACAGAUGGCCGGGCACCGUGGGCACUGAUGCUGAGUGACGGCAUACACAACUGUUUCUGGAAUGGCGGACCCAGGAGACCUGAUCAGCAUUUGUCCCCAGCCCCCUGUGGGGCCUCGGGGCCCCCUGAAACCUUCAGGACGGAGUCAGACGGGGCAGGCACCAUGAACAAGUUACGGCAGAGUCUGCGGCGGAGGAAGCCAGCCUAUGUGCCUGAGGCAUCACGCCCACACCAGUGGCAGGCAGAUGAGGAUGCGGUGCGCAAAGGCACCUGCAGCUUCCCUGUUAGGUACCUGGGCCACGUGGAAGUGGAGGAGUCCCGGGGAAUGCACGUUUGUGAAGAUGCUGUGAAGAAGCUGAAGGCGAUGGGCCGGAAGUCCGUGAAGUCUGUCCUGUGGGUGUCAGCUGAUGGGCUCCGAGUGGUGGAUGACAAGACCAAGGACCUGCUGGUAGACCAGACCAUUGAGAAGGUCUCCUUCUGUGCUCCUGAUCGCAACCUGGACAAGGCUUUCUCCUACAUAUGCCGCGACGGCACCACACGCCGCUGGAUCUGCCACUGCUUCCUGGCCCUCAAGGACUCUGGUGAGAGGCUGAGCCAUGCUGUGGGCUGCGCGUUCGCCGCCUGCCUGGAGAGGAAGCAGCGACGGGAGAAGGAAUGCGGAGUCACCGCCGCCUUCGACGCCAGUCGCACCAGCUUUGCCCGUGAGGGCUCCUUCCGCCUGUCGGGGGGCGGGCGGCCUGCGGAGCGCGAGGCAGGGGACAAGAAGAAAGCCGAAGCAGCAGCUGCUCCUGCUGUGGCUCCUGGACCUGCCCAGCCUGGGCACGUUUCUCCGACACCAGCCACCACAUCCCCUGGAGAGAAGGGAGAGGCGGGCACCCCAGUGGCUGCAGGCACCACUGCUGCUGCCAUUCCCCGGCGCCACGCACCUCUGGAGCAGCUGGUUCGCCAGGGCUCCUUUCGUGGGUUCCCUGCCCUCAGUCAGAAGAACUCACCUUUCAAACGUCAGCUGAGCCUACGGUUGAAUGAGCUGCCAUCAACACUGCAGCGCCGCACGGACUUCCAGGUGAAGGGCACAGUGCCUGAGAUGGAGCCUCCUGGUACCGGGGACAGCGAUGGCAUCAAUGCUCUGUGCACACAGAUCAGCUCGUCUUUCGCCAGCGCUGGGGCCCCAGCGUCAGGGCCACCACCUGCCACAACAGGGACUUCUGCCUGGGGUGAGCCCUCCGUACCCGCUGCAGCUGCCUUCCAGCCUGGGCACAAGCGGACACCCUCUGAGGCUGAGCGAUGGUUGGAGGAAGUGUCCCAGGUGGCUAAGGCCCAGCAGCAACAGCAACAGCAGCAGCAGCAACAACAGCAGCAGCAAGCCACCUCCGUGCCACCAAUGCCCACCAUGGCCCCCACCCUUCAACCCUUUUCUGCCCCAGUGGGGCCCUUUGACACUGCAGCUGCCCAAGUGGCUGUUUUCCUGCCGCCCACACAUAUGCAGCCUCCGUUUGUGCCCGCCUACCCAGGUCUGGGUUAUCCACCAAUGCCCCGGGUGCCUGUGGUGGGCAUCACACCUUCACAGAUGGUAGCCAACGCCUUCUGCUCAGCUGCCCAGCUCCAGCCCCAACCUGCCACACUGCUUGGAAAAGCUGGGGCCUUCCCCCCACCUGCUGCACCCAGUGCCCCUGGGGGCCAGGCCCGUCCGCGCCCCAAUGGGGCUCCCUGGCCCCCAGAGCCAGCGCCUGCCCCUGCCCCUGAGUUGGACCCCUUCGAGGCCCAGUGGGCGGCACUAGAAGGCAAACCCGCUGUGGAGAAACCCUCCAACCCCUUCUCUGGUGACUUGCAGAAGACCUUCGAGAUUGAACUGUAGCCCAAAUUGCCCUGCUCCCGCUCCAUCAGCCCCAGGUGUACCGCGCUCAGGAGGGGAGGCCCAGCCUCUAUCCUAGUGUUGCUCCCUGAGCUGCGCCCCUCAAUGCUCCCUCUAAGCCCUUCUCUCCACCACCCCUCACAAACCACUACAGAACCAAUAUUGUGAUGCCUAGGUUUUGCCAAGAUGGAAUUCAGGGAUGGACCCAGCCUGGCUAAGGGAACCAUUUCACUGCCGGACUUAGGCUGGUGAUGCCCCUUCCCCAGCCCCAGUCAUGGAAUGCCCUCUGUUCAAGCUACUUUCCCUAGUUUCUGUUGUGCCCUUCCACCUUCCAGUGUUGGGCAGGGUGGAGGAGGGAGGCCCACUUAAGCCUGGUCCGUCCUCUCCUUGUCCCAUACACACAGCACAAGCUAAGGGCUUCCUCUCUGCCCACGCUGUGUUCACUGCCAAUGCUGUGCUUGCCCUGGCCCCCUCCCCGAUUCGAUUCGGGGCGUGUCUUCCGGAGGGCCAAGGUCUCACGGGGUGGGGCCCGACUGGGGGCCCAGGAGAGGGGCGGUGGGAGGGAUGAAGACUCUGUUACCUCAUGUCGGUGCCCGCUGGGGAGGGGUCCCAGGAGAAGAAGAAGGGGGUGCCUGGCGGGUACUUUUCUAUCUUUUAUUUCCAGAUUUUUUUUGUAUCUAAACUUGCAGAUUUGUAUUAUACAAGGACAGCCAAUAAAGGAAGAAUAUAAUGGUGGCCA
Messenger RNA from Mus musculus (house mouse), 4385 nucleotides. RefSeq names its product numb-like (gene Numbl). Gene Ontology annotation, cellular component: cytoplasm; glutamatergic synapse. The transcript has 10 exons. The record is from RefSeq and is a predicted model, not a curated record. Gene Ontology annotation, biological process: positive regulation of neurogenesis; cytokine-mediated signaling pathway; regulation of postsynapse assembly. Bases 1823 to 3649 code for a protein of 608 amino acids. Lineage: Eukaryota; Metazoa; Chordata; Mammalia; Rodentia; Muridae.